AUGGCGGCUGGGAGAAGUUGGCAAGGAGAGGAGACUCUUUGGGAGUCGGCGCGAUUGCAAUGGAGGGAGGAGGAGGAGGAGGAGGAGGAGGAGGAUGACGAGAAGGAGGAGGAGCAGAGCGGGAGUCGCAGGGAAAGCGCAGCAGAUUGGGGAGAGCAGAUGAUGAGAUGCAACGGCGCUGCUGCUGUUGGUAUCCACCAGUAUAAAAUACGGGCAAUCAAUAAUACGCGCCAAGAGGUGGCCAGGUUGGGCCGGCCGAUGGCGAUGAUCAGAGAAACGUGA
Molecule: messenger RNA, 282 nt
Organism: Talaromyces rugulosus
Lineage: Eukaryota; Fungi; Ascomycota; Eurotiomycetes; Eurotiales; Trichocomaceae
Exons: 2
Coding region: 1-282 (93 amino acids)
Source: RefSeq, a predicted model, not a curated record